Phacochoerus africanus (Common warthog) is the source of this 4502-nucleotide messenger RNA. RefSeq names its product growth factor independent 1 transcriptional repressor (gene GFI1). Gene Ontology annotation, molecular function: DNA-binding transcription activator activity, RNA polymerase II-specific; RNA polymerase II cis-regulatory region sequence-specific DNA binding. The transcript is spliced from 6 exons. Bases 972 to 2222 code for a protein of 416 amino acids. Gene Ontology annotation, cellular component: nucleus. The record is from RefSeq and is a predicted model, not a curated record. NCBI's taxonomy places the organism in Eukaryota, Metazoa, Chordata, Mammalia, Artiodactyla, Suidae. Gene Ontology annotation, biological process: regulation of transcription by RNA polymerase II.
UUUCUUCCGAGUUUUAUGGUUGUUUUCAGUAACAGGGUUUUGCGUUCGUGGUGUCUGAGAGCGGCUCACGCCGGGGCGCAGAGGAAACCGCGUCCUAAGGCAGCGGAGCGCCUGGAAGCCUCCUGAAGCCCCUGUCCCAGGGGCUGACCCGGACAGACGGGCGCCUCUCUCACCCCUAGGGGGCUUCUGACGUUUAGGACGCAGGAAACAUCCCUUGGACUCCGCUGCACGUCCCAGCGGUCUUUUCUCCCAAGCCUGUCCCCCUCCUCCUCCAGGGAGGAGGGCACGGUGGGGCGCGGGGCAAGAACUCGUUUUGAUUCCGGAGCGCCGACCUUUAGACCUAGACCCUGUCCUGCAUCUUGCCCUGGGAGACGCACGGUUCCUACGCCGGCAGAAUAAACCGCGCGAAGCCCAAGGGGUGGGGGGGGUCCUGGCCCGGCCCGGGAUCCCCAGAGCCCUCGUUUCUGAACUAAGACCACCGAGAGCGGCAGCUCGUUCGUGAACCCGGCCCCCGGUCGUCUUCACCCCGAGAGGAAGGCAGAUUCGUUAUCCCCACACCUCCCCGAGCCGGCCUGGUCCCGCCUCCGGAGCGAGCCCGGGGCCAGAGCUGUAGGCGCUGCCCCGCCUCCCCCCGCCGGAAUCAGGUUUCGACCCCAGGAUUAGGUGAACUGAUUGGGGGGUUAAUGAGAGCGGCGUAGCGGGCAGCUAGCUCCCUUUCAGGCCCGCGCCCCAUCCCCGCUCUCUGGCUGCCAGAGCAGCCUGCUCUCUCUUGCGUCCUCUAAAGUGUUGGUUUUCCGCGGACUCCCGGACACCGUGCGUUUCCCAUCCGUCGCGCGCGAAUCCGGCUCGACUUCCCCAGAGCGAGGGUUUUGGUCUCCGCCUGGUUGGGGCUGAGCAAGAACCCGGGGGACGGUGGGCUGACGGCGGCUCCAGGAACCCUUGGAGCGGAGUGGGGAGCGCACCCGACCACCAUGCCGCGUUCGUUCCUAGUCAAGAGCAAGAAGGCUCACAGUUACCACCAGCCGCGCUCUCCGGGACCCGACUAUUCCCUCCGCCUGGAGAACGUACUGGCGCCAGGCGGAGCAGACAGCACCUCGAGCACUGGCGGGGCGAAGGCGGAGCCCCGUGGCCGUUUGUCCCCCGAGUCUCAGCUGACCGAGGCCCCGGACAGAGCCUCCGCGUCCCCCGGCAGCUGUGAGGGCAGUGUCUGCGAUCGGAGCUCAGAGUUUGAGGACUUCUGGAGGCCUCCGUCGCCUUCUGUAUCUCCAGCCUCGGAGAAGUCGGUGUGCCCGUCGCUGGACGACGCUCAGCCCUUCCCCCUGCCCUUCAAGCCGUACUCGUGGAGCGGCCUGGCGGGCUCCGACCUGCGCCACCUCGUGCGGAGCUACCGGCCGUGCGCGGCCGUGGAGCGCGGCGCCGGCCUGGGCCUCUUCUGCGAGCGCAGCCCGGAGCCAGGCCACCCCGCGGCGCUGUACGGCCCGGAGCGGCCUGCGGGCGGCGCGGGGGUCGGGGCGCCCGGGGGCGGCAGCGCCGGAGGCGGCGCGGGCCUGGGGCUCUACGGCGACUUCGGGCCCGCGGCGGCAGGACUGUACGAGCGGCCGGCGGCGGGCGGGCUGUACCCGGAGCGCGGCCACGGGCUGCACGGCGACAAGGGCGCCGGCGUCAAGGUGGAGUCGGAGCUGCUGUGCACCCGCCUGCUGCUGGGCGGUGGCUCCUACAAGUGCAUCAAGUGCAGCAAGGUGUUCUCCACACCGCACGGGCUCGAGGUGCACGUGCGCAGGUCCCACAGCGGCACCAGACCCUUUGCGUGCGAGAUUUGCGGCAAGACCUUCGGGCACGCGGUCAGCCUGGAGCAGCACAAAGCCGUGCACUCGCAGGAACGGAGCUUCGACUGUAAGAUCUGUGGCAAGAGCUUCAAGAGGUCGUCUACACUGUCCACACACCUGCUCAUCCACUCCGACACGCGGCCCUACCCCUGUCAGUACUGUGGCAAGCGGUUCCACCAGAAGUCGGACAUGAAGAAACACACCUUCAUCCACACAGGUGAGCUGAAGGCUCUCGCGUCUAAGGAACAACACCUGGUGAGGGGUGGGAGGCGGGGGCAUGGGCCAGCAGGAUUCACUUUCUCUGUGAGCUUCCGGCCCCAGAAUAGGUGCAGGCGUAAUCACUGCAGUGUGUUAAAACCAGGGGGCAGAUGCUCUUCGGUUCAUUUACAUACGUGAUUCCCCCCAGAGUUGGGGGCUGUGUCUGAAGAAGCUCUCAGCAGGUCAGCUGCAGGUUCUCUGUCCUGGCAAAGAAUAGUUUCCUCUAGUUUUAGCAGCUGCUCCAACUGCUGCCUGCUCCAGGUGAAAUAUGAAGCUCCAGGGUCCUCCCAGAGCUGGCUUGCAAUGUUUACCUAGUGACUGCGACUUUCCCUAGGGUGGCCACCCAGCCUUUGGGGGAGGGACUUAGGUGUGGCCUCUUGGCUGCGUUUUUAGGAGUCAGACAGCUCAUUCUGAUUGAGCAGGGAAAACUGGUAAGUACUACUAGCCUUUUUCUGCUAAGUACUUUUUCAUUGCUUUAUCUCACGUUAUACUCACAACACCUCAGGGAGAGAAAGACUCUUCUUUACCCCCGAUUUAGAGAUGAGGAAAGUGAGGCACAGCAGGGUUAGAUAGCCUUCUCGGGUCGUAGUGCCAGCAAGUAGUAGGGCCAAGACUUAAAUUCAGGUCUGUCUGCUCUCAGAUGUGUACACUCUUGACCUACUGUUUAUUAUAUUCUGUUUUCAGAGUCAAGGGGAUUGGUGGGUAUUAGAAAAUUUCUGUUCAUUUAUUGCCCUUUUCAUGAUACCAGCGAGUUCGCCCCCAGAGUGAUCAUUCCGUACCUAUCAUAAUGCUUGAUAAUUUACAAAGUGUCAUUCGAGUCUCACUGCCAUCCCAUAAAGUAGAAGGAGCUGCUCUUACCAUCCUGAAACUCAGAGAGAUGGAAUGAUUUACCAAAGGUCAGACUGCGAGGAAAUCAUAAUAGGGCCGUGGGAUGCUCUGGCUUCCAAUCCUGGGCUCUUCCUGGAACACUUUGAUUGCGUGUAGGUGGUGGUUUUCAUGCCGGGACCACUCUCUUUAAUAGUCAACCAGACAUGGACACGAGACCUAGACUUUGAUUUCAGAACAUGAAUACCACUGACAAUAAGUUGCAGGGUGUUCCAAACAACCACCCCAGGUAUUAAUAAAUAUGCUUGGGGCAGCGUAGAUGCCCCAUCAGAAAACCUAGAAAAAGACCCUACUGUCAACAUUGCCCUCUUGCCUGAAAUUUCCACGGAACUCACUCCUUCUGAGUAAAGGGGCCCAAGACAUUUACCAAGAUGCAGCUAGGAUCCUGACGGCAGGAAACAUGAAGCUCUUACCGAACAUUCCCAUGGCAGCUAGGAUUCGUUUCUCAGAUUUGUCUGACCCGAAAAGGAUAGGAGAAGUUUUGACGAGUGGCUCCUUAUCAAGGAAAUCUGAAACAUGAAGAUAGAAGGGAGAACAAACAGCAAGAGGAACAAGGGUUUCCUCAAAAACAACUUCACCAAUUUGGUGUUCCCUCCCUGCCCCCUUCCCCCCAGGCCAACCCCUGCUGAGGCUGUUUGGAAAAUCGAGUCACCUCCCCAGAUGUUAAGCAGCACUUGAAUGGGAGCGGGAGGGGGGAACCAUCCCUUUUCUAUCUGCUCCUUAUUCAUCUAAGCUGAAGCGUCGCUGGUAGAUAAGGAAUCCUGUGAUUAACCUCACAAAAAGAAAGUAAAAUCAAGAUAGAAAAAGGAUCAGCUGCCUUAAGAAAUCCUUUGCGACCGAGAAGUGAAUUUGUUUAAAGAGGAGACUUUGCGAAAUGCCCACAAUUCGGAUCCAUUCUCUUGGGCUCCCAGAGCAAGAAGGAAAACAGGCUCGCGGUCCAUGCAAACCAACACCCACUUGGAAACUCAGAUUUGCAAACUUCCUCUCAAUGAGGGCAGAGUCACAUGGUGUGAAAAACAGCACGCCCACCCCCGCCCCCGCCUGCCCUGCGCUGAACAUCUGCUGUGGAGGCUCUCGGCUUCUCAAGGCCCGGGAGUCCUCCUGGGGUGGAUUCAGCGGCAAGGCUGCGGAGGGCACGUGGCCUCGGCUCUGUUUCCGUUUAGCAGGAAACGGUUUGAAGCUUCUGGCUGGGAACCCCCAGCCCAGAGAGCCUCCCUUUCGCCCGGUUGCAGUCCCGGCUUCCCAGGCCACACGUGUCACCCUCCAAGCUGCUCGAAGGCCUUAGACUGUGGUGCCAGCAGGUGCUGCCAAGAGCACGUGAGUCACCGGGUCCCCUCUGGCCUGAGCAGAGACUCACGCUUCCUCCCUCCGCCCCUCCCCUCCCUGUAGGUGAAAAGCCCCACAAGUGCCAGGUGUGCGGCAAGGCCUUCAGCCAGAGCUCCAACCUCAUCACCCACAGCCGCAAGCACACAGGCUUCAAGCCCUUCGGCUGCGACCUGUGCGGGAAGGGCUUCCAGAGGAAGGUGGACCUCA